Molecule: messenger RNA, 996 nt
Organism: Postia placenta MAD-698-R-SB12
Lineage: Eukaryota; Fungi; Basidiomycota; Agaricomycetes; Polyporales; Adustoporiaceae
Exons: 5
Coding region: 1-996 (331 amino acids)
Biological process (GO): ergosterol biosynthetic process
Molecular function (GO): C-4 methylsterol oxidase activity; iron ion binding
Source: RefSeq, a predicted model, not a curated record
AUGAACUCGACGGCACCUUUGUACCAGUCGGCCGACGUGUUGUAUGCCAACACCGACUUCAGUAAACUUAACUGGGUGGAGACUCAAUGGGCAGCUUGGUAUAUGUGGAUCGGCAACCCUGUCAUUGCGACGGGUCUCAUGAGUUUUCUACUUCAUGAGAUUGUCUACUUCGGUCGUUGUAUUCCUUGGAUCAUCAUAGACUCAAUACCAUACUUCCGCAAGUGGAAGCUGCAGCCCAACAAGGUUCCGACGGCAAAGGAGCAAUGGGAGUGCACAAAACUCGUUCUGUAUUCGCAUUUCACCAUCGAGCUUCCCAUGAUCUGGUUCUUCCACCCAAUGGCUGAGAUGUUCGAAAUGUCGACAUGGCAGGUUCCGUUCCCGUCGCUGAAGAUCAUGGGCCCACAAAUUGCGUUCUUCUUCGUGUUCGAGGACAUGUUCCACUUCUUUGCCCACCAAGCGCUGCACUGGGGUCCGCUGUACAAGCACAUCCACAAAAUCCACCACAAGUACUCUGCGCCGUUCGGUCUGGCUGCGGAGUACGCGCACCCUGCUGAGGUCAUGAUCCUGGGCACGGGUACCAUUGCUGGACCUUUGCUCUACUGCUUCUUCGCGCGCAACUUGCACAUCUUCACCAUGUAUGUGUGGAUUACGCUGCGUCUGUUCCAGGCCGUCGAUGCGCACAGUGGUUAUGAUUUCCCCUGGUCGUUGCAGCACAUCCUACCCUUCUGGUCUGGUGCUGAGCACCACGACUUCCACCACAUGGCGUUCGUGAACAACUUCUCGACGUCCUUCCGGUGGUGCGACCGCUUGUUUGGCACCGACGAUAAGUACCGGCAAUACCGCGCACGCGUCGCAGCCAUGAAGAAGGCGGGCGUGAGUAGCGAGGAAUUCGCUAAAAUGGAGACGCAGAUGAUCGCCGAGGUUGAGGCUGAGGGUGUGAAGGCGGAGGCACAGGCGGAGGCGUACCGAUACGGCAGCAAGACGAAGACGGCAUAA